Molecule: messenger RNA, 2471 nt
Organism: Thalassophryne amazonica
Lineage: Eukaryota; Metazoa; Chordata; Actinopteri; Batrachoidiformes; Batrachoididae
Exons: 12
Coding region: 281-1396 (371 amino acids)
Biological process (GO): SRP-dependent cotranslational protein targeting to membrane, translocation; protein insertion into ER membrane
Cellular component (GO): endoplasmic reticulum membrane
Source: RefSeq, a predicted model, not a curated record
CGUCACGGUGCUGGGCGGUUCAUGAAUGGGCUUUUUGAAGUGGGAUAGCCCGUCAUCUGACUUUUAGCAGGCAGGAAAAGUGGGCGUUGUUGUGCUGCUGUGUUUUUGUUUUUCCUUGUUGUUUUUAACUGUAAUACUUGCCCGCGACAGUUUUUAAGCACAUGAGCAGCGGGUCGCUGUGUUUACGGAGUAAACAUCCGUCAGCAGAGACGCGCAGGCCGGCUAGCUAGAGCCAGAACGGCGGCGGGAGCCUCAGGAGGGACAACCGCGACGCUCAAACAUGGGUUUCCGCAAGAAGAACAAGAGCCCACCGGUGCUGAGCCACGAGUUUGUGAUCCAGAAUCACGCCGACAUGGUGUCGUGCUUGGCUAUGAUUAUCCUCCUCGGCCUGAUGUUUGAGGUGACAGCAAAGUUUGCCAUCAUGUUUAUCACAGUCCAGUACAAUGUAACUCAAGUUCCUGAUGAGAAAAAUGAGGCAGUGAACCUUUACCUUUAUGGCCCAAAGGAUGUGGCGACUGUGUUUUUCUACCUGCUCAUUGCCGUCAUUCUUCAUGCCUUGAUACAAGAAUAUAUAUUGGAUAAAAUGAACAGGAGGUUGCACCUGUCAAAAACCAAGCACAGCAAGUUUAAUGAGUCCGGACAGCUUGCAGCAUUUUAUUUGUUCUCCUUCAUCUGGGGCUGCAGCAUCCUAACAGCGGAGGAAUUUGCGACCAAUCCUACUUUCCUAUGGGAGGGUUACCCGCACACCCACAUGGUUUUUCAGGUCAAAUUCUUCUACAUUUGCCAAAUUGCUUAUUGGCUUCAUGCACUUCCUGAGCUGUACUUUCAAAAAGUACGAAAGGAGGACAUUCCUCGCCAGCUGUAUUACAUUUGCCUUUAUGUGGCUCACAUCACUGGUGCCUACGUGUUAAACCUCCAUCGCCUGGGGUUGGUGUUGCUGGUCCCUCACUACCUGGUGGAGCUCCUGUUCCACGCGUCGCGCCUCUUUUACUUCAGUGAUGAGAAUAAACAGAAAGGUUUUACUUUGUGGGCACUGCUUUUUGUCAUUGCUCGCCUCCUUACUCUUACACUGUCGGUGCUGACAUUUGGAUUUGGGCUGCCCCGGACAGAAAAACAGGGAUUGUCACUCGCGGAAGGGAACUUCAAUGUGCUGACCAUAAGAAUGACUUGCCUGGCAGCUAUUUGCCUCACACAAGCAUGGAUGAUGUGGAAAUUUAUUAACUUCCAGUUGAAAAAGUGGAGGGAGCACAGCCAGAACCAGGCCUCAAAGAAGAAGACAGUCAGUCCGAAGAACAAACCUCACAAGAGAGAGCCAGUGAGAGGAGGUGCUGCCAAUGGGGUGGUGAAGUCUGAUGAUAAAGUGUCACCUCGGGCAAGAAAAGUCAAGUCUCCAUGAAGACAGUGGAAUUGCAAAUACUAACUUCACCUUUUCAAUGAUCCUGACGCUGCUAGGGAGCGUAUGUGUUCAACUGUUGGUCAUUCUCCUCCCGUUCACAGAUCAACCACAAACCACUGUGCAUGUUAAACUCUACAAUGAAAUGACUGUCUGCAGACAGUUGGUGUAUUUGUUUAGAGCAGGGAGGAGAUGAAGAGGACAUUCUUUAUGCUGUCUGUUAAUGUGUAGCAGUGUCAUAGGAGAGGAGGAGGUGCAGACGUCCUACGUACCAGCCUGUUAUUAAGCUCUCUCAAACAGAACUGAUUUCAACCCUACACUGUACUAAAAUGUCAGAUUUUUAAGAUAUUUUUAUAGAGAAACUGUUAAAUUCAGUUGUUUUGCAUUCACAUUUGAACCUUUCUUUUAACUGCUUAAAUGAAUAAAGCUCAAACUGUUAGCAUGCGUAAUGCGUAUACUAGUGAUCCAAUUCCGAUUCAGUGUUUUUUUUUUUUUGUUGUUUUAUGUAAAUCUGCCUUGACCAGUGUCUGUGGUUACAAGACAGACUUUAAAAAAUACAAAACCACAAUCUUUCUGCAGUCACGUCUGACUAGUUUGUUGGCAAGCUCCUCGGUGUGACUUUGGUGAAAUGAUACUAGGGCUCCCCCCGUGUCAAUGUGCAGGCAGCCGGGGGCCUUAAAACCAUGAGAAUGGUUUAUUGAAGCUUUGGGUAAUGUGCCAGAUGUAACGUUAACCUCAGAGACAACGGUAUGAUUUGAAUUUGUAGCCUGCAGUUUGUAGCUUCAUUAUUAAUUGUUGUAUCACAUGCAUAAAAACAAAUUAAAAAAUAACUAUGAUAUAUCAGCAGUCCUAUAAAAAUCAUCAUCGGCACCAGUGAUCAGUCAACUGCAAGGGUAACUGAAAAUGAAUCAGAAUUGAUAGUUACAACCUCCAAUACUUUUUUGGUAACACCCUCAUCCUUUUUGGCAGUAAACCAUGUUCCUGAUAUAUUAUUUUCAGGUAAAUCUUGUACUUGCAUCAAAAUGUUCAGUCAGUAAAUCGCAAUAAAAAGUUGAGAUUAUUCUCUCGUUCUUAAAAA